Cyclocybe aegerita is the source of this 3600-nucleotide messenger RNA. The record is from the annotation of a GenBank genome assembly. Lineage: Eukaryota; Fungi; Basidiomycota; Agaricomycetes; Agaricales; Hemipholiotaceae.
AUGCAAGUUAGAGUCUUUGAUAGAGCUAGUCGGAGUGGCCUUGUGGUAAGGCCCCGCCAAUCUGUUUUCCAACUUCACCUCCCAUCCACGAAGGUCCUCUUUCGAGUAUUCCUUCACAUUUGGCUAUCUCUGUGUUGGCUGUUCCGCUCCUUUUCAUUAUUCUUUGGCAUCAUGGGUGUACCCGCUCUAUUCCGCUGGUUAAGCAAGAAGUACCCAAAAAUCAUCUAUCCUGUUGAAGAAGAAGACAGUAGAGUCACUGGUGACGAUGGGGAAGAGAUUGUUAUUCCUAUGAACAUGGCAAUGCCCAAUCCGAAUGGCGUAGAAUUCGAUAAUCUCUACCUCGACAUGAACGGAAUCGUCCAUCCCUGUACACACCCUGAGGGCAAGCCUCCCCCAGAGACAGAAGAAGAGAUGAUGGUGGAAGUUUUCAAGUACACAGAAAGAGUGGUGAACAUGAUUCGUCCACGUAAAUUAUUAUUCAUGGCCAUAGACGGUGUCGCUCCUCGUGCCAAGAUGAAUCAACAACGUUCCCGACGUUUUCGCUCCGCUCAAGAGGCGAAAGAGAAGGAAGAGGCAAGGAAAGAGUCCCACCUAUUAUGGGAAGCGAUGGGGAAGGUGGUACCUGAGGAAGAAAAGAACAAAGUAUCCUGGGAUUCGAAUGCUAUCACUCCAGGGACACCUUUUAUGGAAUUGCUAGCGUCCUCCCUUCGGUACUGGGUGGUUCAAAAGAUGAACUCAGACCCUGGUUGGAAAAAUAUCCAAGUCCUCAUUUCUGACGCCAGUGUCCCUGGAGAGGGAGAACACAAAAUCAUGGACUUCAUUAGACGGCAGCGCAGCAAUCCUGGACACGACCCCAACACGCGCCACGUAAUUUACGGACUGGAUGCUGAUCUAAUUAUGCUUGCACUAGCAACUCAUGAACCUCACUUUAGAGUUCUACGAGAGGAUGUCUUUGCGAACGAUACUAGUCCUACUGCAUGUCGAAUGUGUGGUCAGGAAGGUCACUAUGCUGCCCAAUGUACUGGCACAAAGGCAGAUAUACAGAAAAAACCGCCAGCACAGAAAAAGCCGUUCAUAUUUCUUGAUGUCGCGGUUCUACGGGAAUAUCUCGAAGUCGAGCUCGACGUUCCCAACUCCCCAAUGUCCUUUUCACUGGAACAAGCUAUCGAUGACUGGGUCCUCCUGAUUUUCUUUGUCGGCAACGAUUUCCUCCCCCAUCUCCCUUCCCUUGAGAUUCGCGAAGGCGCCAUUGAUACUCUGUUGAAGAUAUGGAAGCACGAACUUCCUAGAAUGGGCGGUUACUUGACAAACCAUGGUCACCUUGAGUUGUCACGAGCACAAAUCAUUCUUGAGGGUCUUGCUAGACGAGAAGAUGAAAUCUUCAGGAAGCGGCGUGAAGCUGAAGAGAGGCAGGAUCAAAAUGCCAAAAGGCGUAAGUUGGAGCAACAGAACGGCAAGAGCGAUUUCUCUGCAGGUCCUUCCCAAACAAUGGCCUUGACUGUGCCUCCUUCUGCCCCUUCCUCUACUUCACCAGCGCCCUCUAUCCAUCCAUCUUUGCCACAGCGUCCGACAUACGACUUUGCCGCCAAGGCAGAUUCCAUUGGAUUAGGGGCUAAACCAACUCCUCAAUCGCUGCAGAAUGUUCCCACUGCAGCACAGGCUCUCGCGGGUUCCAAUCGAGACGUCGUCGCCAAUCGCCGAGCUAUUCGAAUGGCAAAUAUGAGCGCAGCUGAGGUGCUCAAAGCGGAACUUUCAGGCCUGUCGCCUGUGAAACCUUCUCCAUCACCCUCUAAACCCGCCCCAGGGCCAGAACCUCCAGUAAUGAAAAGUUCCCCUGUACCUACACCAGUGGUCGAAGUAGAUGAGGUACCUGGGCUAGGAGCCACGAAGACCCUUCCAACCACUCCGGAAGCUGACGUGGACGCUGACGGAGAACCAGAUCCAGAUGUGAAGAUGCUUUCUGACGCAGAGGCAUCAAAUACCAAUGGCAUCGACACAGAGAUGCCCGACGCUUUGGCUGGAACCAAGCGUACGUUUGAGGAAGGACCCGGAGAAGACGACAGUAACGGCGCAACCGACGACGUGAUUGUCAUUGAGGAGGAGGAAGACAAUGAGGAGGAGGUACCCGCUGCUUUGUCGCUUAAGGUCAACCCUGACGGUACGGUCGAACAGGAAGAUACCGUAAAGCUAUGGGAACCAGGGUACAAAGAACGAUACUAUAGGCAAAAGUUUGGGAUUGAACUGACGGAUACCGAGUUCCGCAAGACUCUCACAAAGAAGUAUGUCGAAGGCCUGGCUUGGGUUCUGCACUACUACUAUCAAGGGACGCCAUCAUGGCAAUGGUACUACCCGUACCAUUUCGCUCCAUUUGCUGCGGACUUCGAAGAGAUUGAUAAGAUGGACAUUCGUUUCGAUCUAGGACAGCCUUUCAAGCCUUUCGAACAAUUAAUGGGCGUGUUUCCGGCUGCUAGUCGUAAACAUAUUCCAGAACCUUUCCAGCGCCUCAUGGUGGUGGAGGAUUCCCCCAUAAUUGACUUCUACCCCUCGACAUUCGAAAUUGACAUGAAUGGCAAGAAAAUGGCUUGGCAAGGAGUCGCCCUUCUGCCAUUCAUUGACCAGGAACGGCUUUUGGACGCCAUGGCGCUCGAGUACCCCAAGAUUUCGGAGGACGAAACACGGCGCAAUCGUUGGGGAAAUAACGUCCUCUAUACUUCGGUCGACCAUCCUUUAUAUCCAUUCUAUGAGGCAUUGUAUGGUAAGAAGAAGAUUCAACAGCCUAUUCCCAUCGACACAGAGCUCAGUCAUGGCAUGAGUGGAAGCGUCCUACCGAACCCGGACUGCAUUCCUGGGUCCACCUACUAUUGUCCUCUUGCAACACAAGACUUGCCAGACAUAAAGAAUGAUUGCUCCCUAUCGGUCCUAUACUUCUUCCCCAAACAGCUAACGCCUCAUCGCUCUGUUUUUCUCCCAGGAGCAAAAGCGGCAGCUCGUGUACUUUCAGCCGCUGAUCUUGAGGUUACUCGCAAUGGCGGACGUGGCCGUGGGCGAGGCGGUUGGGACCGCGGGGGCGGAGGACGAGGAAAUGGUAUCGAUCGCGAUCGCAAUCGCAAUGACCCAUUCCAUUCCAGGCCGAAUAGCUAUGGCCCUCAGGGAUAUGGCAAUGACCGUGGCCCUUCUGGUAGCAGGGGAGGUUAUCGGGGAGGUUAUGGUGGCGACUAUGGUGGCAGAGGUGGGAACUCCUACCAACAAAACCCUCCUCCGUCGCGGCCCCCUUAUCAAUCUCAAGGCCCAGCACCCAACUCUUACAGUGGUUCUAACGCUUAUGGGGGACGUGGAGGGCGCGGCCAAGACUACCCCAGAGGUAACUAUGGUCCUUACAACGGGUCCCGGAAUAGUUACAACCCUCCGCCUAACCAAUACAGCUAUGGCUCGUACGGGGGUUCAGCCAGCACUACAGGAUACGGUCAGAACGGAGGACAGAAUGGAGGCGGGUACGGCGGGUAUGGUGGAUAUGGUUCCGGUGGCAGCAACAGCUAUCCGCCAAGGGCUGGAGGCCCAUAUAAUACGCCUCCUAGUCGAGGGAGAGGACGAGGACGGUAA